ACCUGAACCUGUACCUGUACUUGAACCUGGACCUGAAACUGGAUCUGUGGCUGGACCUGGCGCCUCAGGUGAUCUACGUGUUCUAUUUCUAUGCUCGAAAACAACACGGAUCCUCCGCGCAUGCGUACAUUCUAAAAUACGAUUUGCACAACGGUCCGACAUCAAAGAUGGCGGGAGCCUCCGACCCACUGGAGGACAUGCUCUUCACCCAGGUGGAUGAGAAAGCAGUUAGCGACCUAGUUGGCUCUCUGGAAUCACAACUCGGCGACCGAAAGGCUCCCGCGGCUUCUUAUUCCGACGGGAAACGGGAGGCAGCUCCUCCGGCGGCCGGUCCGUUCUCAGGGAAAGUGCGCGAUCCGGUGGGGUCUCUGGAUCCGCCGCAACAAGGGCAUCCGAAAGCGGGUUUAGACCAGGAACCGGGCGCUAAUGAGCCGCUCUCCGGUAAAGCCCUCGCCUCCUCUACCUCCUCUACGGCCGCCGCCGGGGCCGUGAUACCCGCCGGAGCUGGUCUGGGAACAGUUGGAGCUUCUCCUCCCGCGGUUCCUCCGGGACCCGGACCCGUAACUUUGACCACUCAGUCCGCGGCUGCUGUUAGCUUCCACCGGGCUGCCGUCCUGAGUCCGAGCGCGGCUCCCGCGGCGGAGGCGGUCAGGACCGGCUCUCCGGGAUUACAAAGUUUAAACGGCAGCUCCGGAGCUGCAAAGUUGGUGAACUCUCCCGCUGCCCCCCCAGCAGCCGGGACCGGCACCGUGAUAAGUUCUGUCAGCGCCGGCGGGUCCACCAUCAUCGCCUCCAUGGCUUCACAGCCCACCUUUCCUGUACCUCAGUCCUCCGUGGCGUCUCCCGGCGUGGCUCUGCAGAGGCACCCGAGCCCGGUGGCCACCCAGAACGGGGUGGACCCUAAGGGGGUCCAGCUGGUGACCCAGGGCGCCCCAGCCUCCAGCUCUCAGGUCGUGAACCACAGCAACCCUCUGAUGCACACCAAGAUGCUGGUUCAGAGCCAGCCUGUGUCCGGGAACUCUGUGAUCCUGGCAAGUACCCCUCCGCCUGCUGCAGUCCAGUCCCCCGUCAGCCAGACUCAGACCGGGACCAGUACAGCUGCUGUCACCCUGGCCGGGGGGAAGCCUGCGGUGAACGGGUUGGGCCAGUCUACGGUGGCCAUGGUGAGGCCGCCGGGCGCCCCCGUGGUGGCCACCUCCAUCCAGCAGCAGAGACCCGGGCUGGUGGCGAGCUCCCCCAGGCCGGCGGCUCCUCAACAGACUCUGGCGGUCCGACCUCAGCAGCAGACCACCAUCCAGCUGCCCCCCGGGUUCAGCAUGCCGCCUGGUAUGGUUCUGGUCCGGACGGAGACCGGUCAGCUGGUGAUGGUCCCUCAGCAGGUUCUGGCCCAGGCUCAGGCCAAGACGCAGCAGGGCCAAACGGUGGCCAACAUCACCCAGAGACCUGCAACGCCGACGGCCGGGGCCACCAUCCGGGUCACUACGGCUACCACGGCUCCUCAGACGGUCCGCCUGGCCUCCCCUGCUCAGACCAGAAUGGUUCAGUCUCCCACCACCACGGUUCAGAAGGCCAUCACGGUGGCCCCCGGCGGCGCCGCGGUGCCGGUGAAAAUGACCACCCCUCAGAAGGCCCAGACGGUGAUAACAGCGGGUGGGGCGCCUGUCGCCAAGCCUGCCGGCGUCACGUCCAACCCCGUUAACAGCACGACGCCAGCCGCCACGCCCCCCGGCAGAGUCAACGUGGUGUCCCAGGAGAUGCAGGAGAACGUGAAGAAAUGCAAGAACUUCCUCGCCACGCUGAUCAAGCUGGCGUCCCACAACUCGCCCUCCCCAGAUACCUCCAAGAAUGUGAAGGCCCUGGUGCAGGACCUGCUCGAUGCGAAGAUCGAGCCUGAGGAGUUCACCUCUCGGCUGCAGGCUGAGCUGAAGUCCUCCCCACAGCCCUACCUCAUCCCCUUCCUCAAGAAAAGCCUCCCCGCCCUGCGUCAGUCUCUGCUCAGCAACCAGCAGUCUCUGGUGACGCCCACCCCCAGCACCUCCGCACCCCCGCUGGCUGCCCCCGGCUCCGUCACCACCGCCACCAUCAGGCCGCGGCUGCCCGUCAGUCCGGCCGGCACGACCGUCAGACUGAACCCGCCCCAUACAAACACUCUGUCUUCGGGCAGAGCUUUAGUCCAGACUGUUCAGACUCGAACGCCUGUUGUCUUCAACCAGACUCUCAGACAUCAAGGUACACUUGUAAGGGCACCCACACCCACUAUAAUCAGCAAAAGUCCUGUUUACCUGGCAGGCCAAGCCAAUCAGAGGAAGCUGAGUGACCCGGGGGGCGGGACAUUCAGAAAUGUCUUCGCUGCUGUAAUCCAGCUGCAGUCAGGUUGUGGUAUGGUAGCCGGGAGGUACCGGAGAGGGGAAAAUAAACGUCUUGUGUUUAAAGAUAAAAUCUCCGUUUUGUUUCAGAGUCGCGCCAGACAAGAAGAUCCAGAACAGGCUCGCCUGAAGCAGAAGGCUAAAGAGAUGCAGCAGCAGGAGUUGGCUCAGAUGCGACAACGAGACGCCAACCUCACGGCCCUCGCCGCCAUCGGGCCACGCAAGAAACGCAAGCUGGACUCCCCUGGAAGCGCGGCGGCCAGCGCAGAGGUGGCUUCAGGCUCGGGCGCCGGCUCCUCCCCGGCCGCCGCCUCCUCCCGCCAGCAGCUCCGUCAGCGGAUCACACGAGUUAACCUCAGGGACUUCAUCUUCUGCCUGGAGCAGGAGCGCUCCACGGCUCGCUCGCUCAUGCUCUACAAGGCGCUACUGAAGUAAGGACGAGCUCCCCGCCCCCCGCAGACCACAAACCGGAUCACACUUCAACCUCCAGUCCUCAUAUCCUCAAAGGUGUUUCAUCGUCACGGAUGGGGUCUUCAGUCCCCUCAGCACCCUGUAACCUGGACUCACCUGAACCCUCUUCCAGGUUUACAUCUCGUCUUGCUCGUUCAGGUGGAGGAAGCUAAGAAGCAACUGCAGCUUCCUCAGUGUUGGAUUCUCCGAGCUCAGCAGAACCCGCUGAUGGCUGCAGGUACGAGGUCAAUCAGAUUCUGGUGUCAGACAGCAGAACCAGAGAGCUCCGUUUUUAUUCCUCACAUUCUUCUCUCCUGUCCAAACCUGUCGCCCUCAUUACCCACAAUGCAACUCUGACAGUUGGGUGGAGGUCCAGUUGCAGUUUUGUUUUCACCCGAGGACAUUCAGCAGACUUCACACGGAUCCCUCUGAGACCCUGAGGGCGUCGGACUACUUUCAAACGUGUGCAGGAGAACUCCCCGACUCCUGGAGUCACCUGGAGACUCACGCUGAGACUCUUUAACAGUGAGGAACGCGCAGGUCUGAAACGAGGCCCUCUCGGUCAGAGUUUCCAGACGGCGUGCUGAUCCUGACGCCGCGUCGACUCCAGCGCUGUACCUACAGAGGUGCCUUUCCCGUCUCAUCUUUCCGACCAUUUCCACGUAGACUGCCUGCCGUUUGUUGCCCUCAGCUGCCACUCAGGACGCCGGGCUCGUGGGCUCCUCGGUUUGUUUUUUUAAAGUUUUCUGAGCACGCUCAGAUGUGUGAGGUCUUACAUUCAACCGUCACUUUUUCUUUUUAAGUUUUCCGCCGCUGCAGGGCGGGAGGGACUUAUUAGUUUUAUGAUCGUUGUUGUCAGAGGGACGUCAGAACUGUGCCGCUGCGAUGGUCGAAUGAACGAGGACGAAACAGAUCGUUUUAGACUGUGUGUGUGUGGGGGGGGGGGGGGGGGGGUAAUGAUGCUGAUGGCGGUGACGGCCGACAGACUUGAAGCAACAGUCCAACAUUUAGUGACACAUCUUCCUCUCUGAGUCACAUGUUCAGCUCAUGUUCAAUAUGCUUAGCUUAGCAUAAAGAGUGGAAACGGGGGGAAACAGUUAGCCUGGGUCAGCACAGAUGAACACGUUUUAUCCCAUUUAAAGUAUGAAAGCACGCUGUGGUCCUACUGGGGGAACGUACGACCACAGCGUGUCUCAGGUGUUGUGGAACGACUGAUCAGAGAAGACGGCACAAAAACUAAUUGUAGCUUUAAAACUUCAGUGUUUGUCCAGAUGAAACCUCAGAUUCAGAGCAGCUGGGUCCGUUCCCUUUUGGACGACGCCUGAUUAUUUGGACUGAUAUUCCAUCUGUGAUUUUGGAGGACAUUAUGAUUUUUACAUAAUUCUCUCUGAAAAGCAAACGUAAACGACAGGACAUCUCUGCAGCUCAGCAACAUUUUAGUUUUUGAGCUUUUGAGGAAUUGGUCCGCCCCAGGCCAGCUGUUUUAUGCUAAGCUAAGCUAAGCUAAGCGUCUGUAGCUUCAUAUGUGCAGACUGAGCAUGUGACUCUGAGAGGAGAUGUUGCUCUUCAUCAGGGAGCUGGCUCUCCUGCAGACUCAACGCUCACUCAGGCUACGUUCAAGAAGGCUAACACCACACAUCACAUUCCUGCAGCGCUCCUCCUCCUACUCCCCCCUCCUCCCCCUCCUUCUUCCCCUCCUUCUUCCCCUCCUUCUUCUCCUCCUUCUCCCCCUGCUCCUCCUGCCCCCCUCCUCGUCCUGCUCCCCCUCCUCCUGAAGAUGCAGUUUGCUGUUGAAACUUUUUAAGGAGAUCUUUUUUGGAAAGUGUGUACAUUGAAGGUUUUUAACGCUUUACAUGUCUUUUUUUUUUUCUCCCCUCGUAUCGGGCAUUUGGUCUGUAUAGUAUCCACCUGCUAACUGAAGCUGAGGUGUGUGGGCUGUAUGUGCAGGCGGUCUGCAGAGCGCCCACAUACAGGAUCACCUGUCGGAAGGACACAAUUUUUGCGACUAUUUAUAUUUCCUACAUUCUGUAUUCAACCUGACGCAUUUCGGGCAAUGCAAUUUUACAGUUGUUUGUACCUUUGCAAAAAAAAUGAAAUAAAGAAAAUGAUAAAGAA
Molecule: messenger RNA, 4931 nt
Organism: Micropterus dolomieu (smallmouth bass)
Lineage: Eukaryota; Metazoa; Chordata; Actinopteri; Centrarchiformes; Centrarchidae
Product: transcription initiation factor TFIID subunit 4-like
Exons: 13
Coding region: 168-2801 (877 amino acids)
Biological process (GO): DNA-templated transcription; transcription initiation at RNA polymerase II promoter
Cellular component (GO): transcription factor TFIID complex
Molecular function (GO): RNA polymerase II general transcription initiation factor activity; DNA binding
Source: RefSeq, a predicted model, not a curated record